Nylanderia fulva is the source of this 5698-nucleotide messenger RNA. It is a transcript of the gene inaE, whose product is annotated as inactivation no afterpotential E. The record is from RefSeq and is a predicted model, not a curated record. Gene Ontology annotation, molecular function: lipoprotein lipase activity. Gene Ontology annotation, cellular component: cytoplasm; postsynaptic membrane; dendrite membrane. NCBI's taxonomy places the organism in Eukaryota, Metazoa, Arthropoda, Insecta, Hymenoptera, Formicidae. Gene Ontology annotation, biological process: arachidonate metabolic process; diacylglycerol catabolic process.
CCGGCGUUCGGUCAGUCGCGUUCGGGGGUGGCUCGUGUCGACACGUCGUCGCGUCGCGUGACGUAACGUAACGUUUACGUUUACGCCGGUCGAGAGAUGCGCUCCUCUCGCGGUGGUGGCGCGGACGCGGGUUCGUCGUGAUUACGCGCUCUCGGCACGUGGCCGAGGCGAUGGUGAGGGUGUGCACGGUAAACUGAAAGGUGGUGCGAAAGAUUACGGGGAGAUAUGACGUGUUCGAGGACGCGAGCCGAUUUUCCGUUUCGUCGCGAAUAGCGUGAAGUUGUCGCGAAAGAGCCGGAAGUGAGACAGUGGGAACGCUGCUAUCUUCUCGAGGGAUCGAGGACUCGCGACAGCUUUCAGGUUCCUCGUUUACGUCACGAAUAGCGUGAAGUUGCCGCGAAAGAGAAGAGAGAAAGUGGCAGCGGUGCUACUUUACUCUCGAAGGAUCGAGGCGUUCGUGAAGAACUUUGACGACGAAGGGUCGCAGGAUGACGCGUCCUCCGGGAAGAUAAGGUGCACGAAAUAAGAGCGUUCGGUGAUCGGCCGCGAGACAAGGCCGACGAACCGACGCUGACAAGGGUCGCCGCCACCGCGGCGAAUCGUCAACGAGAAACCACCCGAGAAAGCCGUGCCAGGGGACAUCCAUUUGUGUGAGGAACCGGCCGUUUCGUCAUUUGAUCGCCACCGCAUCAUCAACAUCAUCAUCGAUGUGAAUAUAUAUUGGGACAGAGAGAGAAAGCAGUGAUAUCGCUCAAGGAUUAUUGCGGCCGAGCGACGCGAUGCGACGUCGCGUCGCUCGUCGAUGCCUCGUCGGUGACAGCCAGGUGGAGGGUGUCGUCGUCAUCGCCGACGCGUCGUUCGCCGACCGAGGAUGGACAAGGCAAAGCGAAGCGAUAACAAGCAGAGUCACCGUCAUUGUCAGUGCGUUCGUCGGCGCGCCGCGCGACGCCGACGUCGGCGUCGUCGGCUGUCGUCGUCGAUCACUUCCCACGAUCGUCGGACGAAUCGGGCGACACCGAGCAUUCGCGCGGUGAUUCGCGUGUGAAGUGGACUCGCGGUCGCCGGCUUGUUGGAUGGAAGACGACGACGACGAAGGCGGCGACGACGAAGACGCGACGAGAGAUGCCUGGUAUCGUGGUGUUCCGACGACGCUGGAGCGUCGGCAGCGACGACCUCGUCGUGCCCGGCGCUUUCCUGUUCAUCGUGCAUCUUAUUUGGCUGACGGUGCUGGGAGUUCUACUGGGGAUCAUCGAAUGGGAUCGUAGCGUUCCCUGCAUUCUUCUCCUGUGGCAGUACAUGAUCGGAUACGAGGGCCUCUUCGUGAUCUGCAUAGCCGUGGAAUUUUUCAUCUGCUUUCUGGCGACGAGGGGCAGCAUCCUGGACACUACAGCGAGGGCGCCGAUGCAAUACUUCCUUUACUUCCGGUUGUUCUUGGUGCUGGUGGAGACCGGAUGGCUGUGCGCAGGUGUUACUUGGUUAGCUCGUUAUUAUCAAACCUGUCGAGUGGACCAAGCUAAAGAAGUCAUGUUAGGUUUGGUGAUAUCGAACUGGUGCCUGCUGGCGUUGAUGAUGGUGACUAUCUGGUGCACGUACGACGCCGCCGGCAGGUCCUGGGUGAAGAUGAAGAAGUAUCAGCGCAGCAUGAGGGAGGCGGAGUCGAGAGGGGCCAGAUUGCACUACAAACGCAGCGGCAGCAGGAACCGAAAUUGGCGACAACGAAAAGUUAUACGCGCCUACCAGGACAGCUGGGACAAUAGGUGCAGGCUGCUCUUCUGUUGCAUGGGUAAUUCAGAUCGCAAUCGAAACUCGUUCGCCGACAUCGCCCGGCUGCUAAGCGACUUCUUCCGCGAUCUGGACGUGGUGCCCUCGGACGUGGUGGCCGGUCUGGUGCUGCUCAGGAAGUUCCAGAAGGUCGAGCGCGAGCUGAUAGUGAAGCAACGCAAGAACGACACGUACGAGUUCCUGUCGGGAGUGCCGGUCACGCCGCGCACUAAGUUUCUGUCCCUCACCGAGGACGGCGACCUGGGCCACUUUCAGUUGGCCAUCCACUACAUGCACUUUGCUCUCGCUGCCUACGGUUGGCCCAUGUUCCUCGUCGAUCCCUCCACCGAGCUCUGCCAGUUGUGCACCAGAUUGCAAUGCUGCUGCUUCCCAUGCGGCUCCCGUCACGAGGACGAGGCGACGAUCGUCGAGGACAAUUGUUGCCGGUGCAAUUACGCCGCCCUGAGCAGAAUGCUCGACCUGGGGGAGAUCGAGGUCGUCUACGCGACCUUCCACGUCGACGUCGGCGAGACACCGUUCUUCGUCGCGCUCGAUUAUACGAAGAGAAAGAUUGUAGUCAGUAUACGAGGGACUCUAAGCAUGAAAGACGUGCUAACGGACCUGAACGCCGAAGGCGAGGUACUGCCUUUGUCGCCACCGAGGGAGGACUGGUUCGGCCACAAGGGGAUGGUACAGGCUGCCGAAUACAUACGCAAGAAGUUACAGGAAGAGGAUAUCAUAGCGCGUGCUCGCGCCAAGGAUCCUUCCAGGAGCACGCACCAGUUCGGAUUAACACUGGUGGGUCAUUCGUUGGGCGCCGGGACGGCGGCGAUUCUCGCGAUCCUGCUGAAACAGGAUUACCCGGACCUAGUGUGCUUCUCCUUCGGGCCACCUGGUGGACUGCUCAGCAUGCCUGCCCAGCAAUACAGUCAGGAAUUCAUCACGUCCGUCGUGGUGGGCAAGGACGUCGUACCGAGGAUCGGACUCCGGCAGAUGGAGAGUCUGAGAGCUGAUCUUAUCAACGCUAUAAAGAGGAGCGUCGACCCGAAAUGGAAGACGAUCGCGUGCUCGGUGAUGUGCUGCGGCUGCGGCUCGACGCCCACGUCGGCGGCGAAUAUGGAGGCCGGCGGUUGCAUCAGCGAAUACCAGCGGGACAAGGAUCGGGCGCGAGCUCAGACAGUCGUCCCUAGCGACUCCAGCAUCGCCCUGACCCUACACAGACCCCUAUACCCGCCGGGACGAAUUAUACACGUGGUGCGACAUCAUCCGAACAAGGGCGAGCAGAAGUAUGAGACGAGUUGGAGGCAAAUGUUGAGCAAACGCGAGCCGGUGUACCAGGCGCUGUGGGCCGGGCCGUGCGACUUCGACGAGGUGCUGAUCAGCCCGGUGAUGAUACAGGACCACAUGCCGGACAACAUGCUGCGCGCACUAAACAAGGUUGUCACGACCCUGGGCCCGGCCAAGCCGCAGCGACUAGCGUCCGGACACGCGUCCUCGACGGAGGCGUCGUCGGAGGCCGCGCGCGAGCACCAGACGAUGCUGGACAUUCAGGAGCUGGAGGUCCAGGAGCAGGAGAUGCGGGCCCUGCUGUCGCCCUCCAGCCCGAGCAGGUGUCACCUCCUGGCCGGGACGCCGCCGCACCGGCUCUGUCUGGAGACGAGCUUCACGUCGCUGCAGAGCCCCACGGACAUUCCCCAGGCGGGUCGCGAACUCAGCGUGGACUCACGGGGCAUUCCCUGGGAAUACAUCAGCCUCGCCAGCGAGCUGCUACACACCCCCAGGCCGGAGGACGGCAAACCAAGACCGACUCGUUGGGACGAUCCGACGCGCACUGCACCCUUGGCCACCCCGGAGACGCUGUCGGAGGCGUCGACGAGCAACCCUCCUUCGCCGGUGCCGGCGCCCAGGCCGAUGCGACGCACCCCCAAGAUCCCGGGAAACUUGUCGACGGCGGCGGACGAUCUCAAGAACAAUCUGCACUACGCGAUGCUCUCAGCGAAGAACUAUUUCCUGAGGUCGACGGGGGAGCACGCAGGGGGCAGCAACAACGGCAGCAGCAGCGGUAACAGCGAGGCGAGCUACGAGAGCGCCAAAAGUCUGACCGCAGCCGGUCUUCCGCCGCCGGUUCCUAGACGACGAGAUUCCGUCAUCGUUAGAAGAGAACAACGAACGUGUACAGCAGCGUGCUGCAGGGACGAUCUGUCGGAGAACUCGUCGACCCGCACGUCGUCGCACUCUUCGAGAGUCUCGCACACAUCUCAUCACGUUCAGGUGGAAUUCAACGAGGAGGAGAACGACACCAAUGGCUCCAGCCUGGACUUUUACGAAGCGAAGGGUUCCUCUGGCCAGCGCGACAGUAGCAACGACGUUUUUCUCAGCGUGCGCAGUUCACCAGAGUGCAAAGGACUCAUGGCACCGGCUACAGAUUUAGGCGCCGAGUGGAAAAAGGGGAUCGAUGCCAGUGGCGACGCCUCGUUACCUCUUCUCCGGGGUUUGUCGCCCACGCCGACCCCUGGCCAGCACAAUUCGCCCUUCUUCAACGCUAAGCGGAAGAAAUACGUGUAUCCCAUCACAUUGGUGGGACGUGGCGAAAGCAGCGUCUAGUCAUAGUGUCUAAAAGAUUUUUGCUCGACAAAGAAUCGCUGAUCGAACUCGAGAAAAUAAAAUAAAAGACUUGGUGUGGUCUGAUCUUCCUUGAUUCGAAAGGAAGAAUGAUUGCAAAAAAAGUACUUUAACCAGACGAACUGAAAUAAAUCCACUCGAGGACCACAGAACAUCUUUAAUAAUAAUAAUACUAGUGGUCGAGAAUCGACAUUUGGAUACAUGUGCCAAAUCUCCCUAUUCUUUUUCUCCUAUUUCUUUUUUAACGUACGAAUUUCUCAGGUAGCGAUCUACUCAAAGUUCAAAAAACGUGUAAAAGUUAAAUGUCGUCUAAAAUAUUUCUUACGCAGAGGGAUUGUCUAGAUUAUCUUUAUUUCAACAGGUUCAGAUAUUACUCACUUUCCUGUCCUGAUACAUAUGAAUGUUUCAACCAGAUAUUACUAAUUCAUAUUUUAUUCGUACUUUAAACACGAAUAUAUAAAUGUAUUCGUGUGUACUCCUAUAAGCAUACAUACGUAUGUCAAUUUAGCUAUUGUUUUAAUAAUGCGAUUAAAAUAUAUAACAAAUUGAACAUAAUUGUAGACACACUAUAGAAUCAUUUGUCUUUUAGGAGUUUUAGUUUCGUAUACUGUUACUAUAUAAUAAAAUCUACUUCGAUUUGAAAAAUAUCAAAAAAGAAAAUAUGUAUCUCUGCGACUAACUACGAAAUCUAGUCAAGAUUAAAACUUGUACUGCACAUGGCAGCAGCGGCCUACUCCGCAUCGAUAUUAUUUGUUAAGAAUAUAGUAGAGGAAUUAUUGAUUUUUAUACAUUUCUAAAAUAUAUGAAUUCGUCAAAUAAGGAAUCUCAUCUAUGUUCCGUUUCGAUCUUUUGAUAUAUAUAUAUAUAUAUAAUUUAUACUGUUCUUAUAGUUUGUUAGAACAUACUCUAACAUAACAAAUUAAUCAAUGAUACUUUUCUAUUUAUUUUUCGAAUUACUUUAAUGAUAAUACAUAUAUAAUGUGAAUGAAGAAAUAUUUCGAGAAAUGUUAUCACUAUUGUCACGAUAAAGUUGGAAGAAAUAAAACGGUCGAGUACAUGACUUUUAUGAAAAUACUUUUAAAAGUCAAUUUCGACGUUGCGUUGUACUUAUGUAAAAAAAAAAAGAAAAGUAGUCCCACCAGGUAGCAUUUAAUUCUAGACAGUAUAACUUAUAUUUAGAAAAUCUAAUAUUUAUUGACACUUCUUGUAAUAUAUAUAAAUAUAUUUAUAUAGUGUCCCUUUAGAAGAAACUCGCAGAACAUAGAGUUGAUUUUAAUGUAAUAAAAUUAUAAGAAAUAAACAAUGGUGAAAGAAA